UUUCAUAUCAAUAGACUCCCAAAAAGCAAAAAACCCCAAAUUCCCAAAUCCAUUUUCAAGCUUCAACAACACAGCAAUGCCUUUCUUUUUUAAGCAUUUCAUUCCCUAUUUUUCCCAUAUCAAUUUCUCCUCUUGACUCUCUCUCUCUCUCUCUCUCUCUCUCUCUCUCUCUCUCUCUCUCUCUCUUUAUUUUUUGUUUUCAAAUAUUUUUCAUUCAUUCAUGUUUGGCCCCAAACAACAAAACCCUCUUCCCCCAACUCCAAAAUCCUCCAUGGGUAGAGGCAGAGUUGAGAUCAAGAAGAUUGAGAAUAUCAAUAGCAGACAAGUUACUUUCUCUAAACGCCGUAAUGGGUUGAUGAAAAAGGCCAAAGAAUUGUCUGUUCUUUGUGAUGCUGAGGUCGCCAUUGUUGUCUUCUCCAGUACUGGAAGGCUUUAUGAAUUCUCCAGCACUAGCAUGGAACAUACACUUUCAAGGUAUAGAGGACAGGGCAUGGAAUUGGAUUUUCCUAAAGAGACUUUGGACCACCCAGCACAACUGCCACCAUCUGAUUCUGAUGCAAAGUCGUCCGAGGAGGAGAUUGAAAAGCUAAAGUUAGCAUAUACGCAGAUGAGAGGCCAGGAACUGGAUAGUUUGAGCUUUAUAGACCUACAGAACUUAGAAAACCAGUUGCGGGAAGGGAUCAUAUCUAUCAAAGACAAGAAGGAGACAUUACUUUUGGAGCAGCUCCAAAGGUGUAGGUCACAGGGGGAAGUAGUCAUUUCAGAGAACGAGACUCUGCGAAAACAGCUCGAGGAGUUUCAGCAGAGAAAUAAUAUACCACGUCAGGAGUCCAGUCCCCUUCAGAGAUCCUACUUCUCCGAUUCGAAAACUGCUUCUACCAAUGAGACUGAGGUCAAGACGGAGGCAGAGGAAAAUGACCGCUCAGAAAUUUCCUUGCAUCUGGGAUUGUCGUUGGAUGGUCAACGAAAAAGGAAACGAUCGGUUGAAGGUGCCAGCACCGACACAACCUGUAGUGAAGUAGAGUUGGAAGGGGAUGCACUUUUAGCAAAUGACGAACUCUCUCGUCAUUUUGGUAUGUAACAGACUUGGGUUUGUGUUUGUGUUCGGGUUUUGCUUUUGGUGUUCUUCUUCAACCGGGAUCAGAGGAUCAUAGAGGUAGAGCCUUGCUACAAUGAAUUGUCCACAGUCACCACAGUUUAUAUUGAUAUAAUAGACUGUUGUUAUUUUGCAUGUAAUUUGAUACAGCUAUUGUAUUCAAUUUGAGCAGUGAUUUUAUUGCCUUUUCCUUUUAGUUCUUUUGGCCUGUAAAUGAAGAAUUUUUGGUAUAUGAAAGAUGAGAAAUGAAGUGUAGUGACCUGAUUUUCUAUGAAUAACAACUAUAGUAAGAAAAACAUACCUGGAAA
Messenger RNA from Cucumis melo (muskmelon), 1404 nucleotides. Its product is annotated as MADS-box transcription factor 23-like. The coding region runs from base 221 to 1081 and encodes 286 amino acids. The record is from RefSeq and is a predicted model, not a curated record. Gene Ontology annotation, molecular function: protein dimerization activity; DNA-binding transcription factor activity, RNA polymerase II-specific; RNA polymerase II cis-regulatory region sequence-specific DNA binding. Gene Ontology annotation, biological process: positive regulation of transcription by RNA polymerase II. Gene Ontology annotation, cellular component: nucleus. The transcript is spliced from 8 exons. Lineage: Eukaryota; Viridiplantae; Streptophyta; Magnoliopsida; Cucurbitales; Cucurbitaceae.